Messenger RNA from Entelurus aequoreus (snake pipefish), 2352 nucleotides. Its product is annotated as claudin-4-like. Gene Ontology annotation, cellular component: bicellular tight junction; plasma membrane. NCBI's taxonomy places the organism in Eukaryota, Metazoa, Chordata, Actinopteri, Syngnathiformes, Syngnathidae. Gene Ontology annotation, molecular function: structural molecule activity. The transcript is spliced from 2 exons. Gene Ontology annotation, biological process: cell adhesion; bicellular tight junction assembly. Bases 51 to 1175 code for a protein of 374 amino acids. The record is from RefSeq and is a predicted model, not a curated record.
UCUCCGGUUGGAAUUUCAAGCGUACUUUGGGAAAUCUCCAGCGUUCAGUCAUGGUGUCGGCAGGGUUGCAGAUGUUGGGCGCCGCCUUUUGCAUCAUCGGUUGGAUCGGGACCAUUGUGGUGUGCGCUCUGCCCCAGUGGAAGGUGACGGCCUUCGUGGGCAGCAACAUCCUCACGGCUCAGACGUCGUGGGAGGGCAUCUGGAUGAGCUGCGUGAUCCAGAGCACGGGCCAGAUGCAGUGUAAGGUGUACGACUCCUUGCUGGCUCUGUCCCGCGACCUCCAGGCCGCCCGCGCACUCCUCAUCAUCGCCAUCAUGCUGGGCGUCCUGGGCGUGCUGCUGUGCCUGGCGGGGGGCAAGUGCACCAACUGUGUGAAGGAUGAGAGCGCCAAGGCCAAAAUCUGCGUGGCCUCUGGUGUGGUCUUCAUCUUGGCGGGAGUGUUGUGCCUCAUCCCUGUGUGCUGGACGGCAAACACCAUCAUCAGGGACUUCUACAACCCGCUGACUAGCGGAUCUCAGAAGAGGGAGCUUGGGGCCAUGGUGUCUCAGGGCAUUCAGAUGAUUGGCAUCUCCCUGGCUAUGAUCGGCUGGUUCCUGGUCAUCAUCGUGUGCGCCCUCCCCAUGUGGAAGGUGACGGCCUUCAUUGGAGCCAACAUCAUCACGGCUCAGACCAUCUGGCAGGGCCUGUGGAUGAACUGUGUGGUGCAGAGCACGGGCCAGAUGCAGUGUAAGGUCUACGACUCCAUGCUGGCCCUGGCGCAGGACCUGCAAGCCGCCCGGGCCAUGAUCAUCAUCUCCAUCAUCACUGGGGUGUUCGGGGUCAUCCUGGCCAUCGCAGGCGGGAAAUGCACCAACUGUAUCGAGGAGGAGCGAGCCAAGGCCAGGACGUGCAUCCUCGCCGGCGCUUUGUUUAUCAUCUCCGGGCUUUUGUGUCUCAUUCCCGUCUCCUGGUCAGCACACACCAUCAUCACCAACUUUUACAACCCGCUGGUGAUCGCCGCCCAGCGCUACGAGCUCGGAGCGGCGUUGUACAUCGGAUGGGCGUCUGCGGCGCUGCUGCUGAUUGGAGGCGGUCUCACAUGCUGGAACUGCCCUCCCAGCUAUGAAGAACAUGCCCACUACGUACCCAAAUUCAGGCCUGUCAAGACGGCCUCCACUUCGAGAGAAUACGUCUGAACCAGUGCAUCACUGCGGGGAAAUUUGAAACGAAAGAAAUGGCUGAAGGUUGUGAACUGCAUUCUGUUUCGCUGCAACAGGAAGCAUAUCGGAUUGACUGUCACAGCGGAAUGGAAUGGAGCCAUCCAAAGUUGUCUGUAAACAAACAUGGGGGACAUACUACCUAACAUCAGAAGCCUGCUGAUGGACCAUUCAAAGUUGUCUGUAAACAAACAUGGGGGACAUACCUAACAUCAGAAGCCUGCUGAUGGACCAUUCAAAGUUGUCUGUAAACAAACAUGGAGGACCUCUUACCUAACAUCAGGAGCCUGCUGAUGGAAGCUGCAAUAACUAAUUCUCUGUUAGAAAAAAAAUGUUAAAGCAGUCGCACUCUGUGACCAAUAAAACAAAAUGCUUAUCUUUUGUCCUUUCACGGAAUUUGCCGAAAUUUUAAAUUGUCCUGUGUGUUUUAAAGUUUGUGAUUUUGUGUUUCUGUAAAUAAACCAUAAAUGAUUACACUUUCUUUCUCCCAAAUGAACAAAUCCAGCAUACACACUGACCAUAUUCAAGUGUUUAUGUAGCAGCUGUUAGUUGCAGAAUGUAUAUGUUCUUCUUUCCACCACUGAGAGGCAGCAUAUUACCUCCACUUUCCAGAAAAAACUCAAGACCAGUUGAUUUGCAUUCCAAUGAUCGUCAACAAAAAAGGAACGUGUGUGUUUUUUUCCCCCUUCCUGUUAUUAAUUACAUAUAUGGACGAUGAUGAUGUCAUUGAUGUGCCGAUGUGUUGAAAUAGAUACCCUGCCUGUCAUUGGCAUUUUAUGUCAGACUUCUUUUUGCCUCCCUGAACCAUCAUUCAGAUGCUUAUCUUUGCUGGGAACUGACAAAGUUUGGGGCUUUGUGUCACGCUUUGGGUUAAACACAGACUUCUUUUUCCCAUACAGUCAGAAAAUGUGUCAGAACACUCAGCUUGUUUAUUUGUAAAAAAAACAAAAAUGUAGAAAUCAUAAAUUUGUUCUAUACCUAAUUUAAAUAAUUGAUUUAAUUAUUUGUGGAAUUUGCCUGAUGAGUGAUAAAUAAAGUAUAUCCUAUUCUUAAGUGUACAAAGGUAUUUACUUGUAAAUGUACACCCACUUACCAAACAGAACACCCGUGUCAAACUCAAGGCCCGCUACAUCGUUUUUGGUGGCUCGUGAAAUGU